Raphanus sativus (radish) is the source of this 2653-nucleotide messenger RNA. Its product is annotated as beta-galactosidase 16. The record is from RefSeq and is a predicted model, not a curated record. NCBI's taxonomy places the organism in Eukaryota, Viridiplantae, Streptophyta, Magnoliopsida, Brassicales, Brassicaceae. Gene Ontology annotation, cellular component: vacuole; cell wall. Gene Ontology annotation, biological process: carbohydrate metabolic process. The coding region runs from base 129 to 2585 and encodes 818 amino acids. Gene Ontology annotation, molecular function: beta-galactosidase activity; carbohydrate binding. The transcript is spliced from 19 exons.
AGUGAGUGAGAUACACACUGCACAAGUUUCGCCACUCAACUAUAAAAACCACUCUUAAAACCCUCUCAGAUCUCAGUGACGACGACGAUACUCGAGUCGAAUACUACUGUUUUUAGAAGAUAAUAAAAAUGGCUUCGUUUACGUCUUCACUAGCUCUGUUCAUUCUCGUGGCGAUCAUCGGUGCCGGAGACGCCGGAAACGUUACUUUCGACGGGAGAUCGCUGAUCAUCGACGGCCAGCAUAAGAUCCUCUUCUCCGGCUCAAUCCAUUAUCCUCGCAGCACUCCUCAGAUGUGGCCGCAUUUGAUAGGGAAGGCGAAAUCUGGAGGAAUAGAUGUAAUCGACACCUACGUGUUCUGGAACAUUCACGAGCCGCAACAAGGCAAGUUUGAUUUCAGCGGACGCCGUGAUAUCGUGAGGUUCAUCAAGGUAAUACAAGCGCAUGGCUUAUAUGUCUGUCUUCGGAUUGGUCCAUUCAUCCAAGGUGAAUGGUCAUACGGGGGUUUGCCUUUCUGGUUGCAUAAUGUUCCAGGGAUUGUCUUUAGAACUGAUAAUGAGCCAUUCAAGUAUCACAUGAAGAGAUAUGCGCAAAUGAUUGUUAAGUUGAUGAAGUCGGAGAACUUGUAUGCUUCUCAAGGAGGGCCUAUCAUACUCUCACAGAUUGAGAACGAGUAUGGAAUGGUAGCUAGAGCUUUUAAACAAGAAGGGAAAUCAUAUGUCAAAUGGGCAGCAAAAUUGGCUGUGGAGCUUGAUACAGGAGUUCCAUGGGUCAUGUGCAAGCAAGAUGAUGCCCCUGAUCCUUUGAUUAAUGCUUGCAAUGGGAGGCAAUGCGGAGAAACAUUUAGAGGACCUAAUUCACCAAGCAAACCUCCAGUAUGGACUGAGAACUGGACGAGUUUUUACCAAACAUUUGGUGAGGAACCACUGAAAAGGUCUGCUGAGGAUAUAGCAUUUCAGGUUGCUCUAUUCAUCGCUAAGAAUGGAAGUUUCGUAAACUACUACAUGUAUCAUGGAGGAACAAACUUCGGAAGAAAUGCCUCGCAAUUCGUAAUUACCAGUUAUUACGAUCAGGCUCCACUUGAUGAAUAUGGGUUACUUCGGCAACCAAAGUGGGGACACCUUAAGGAACUACAUGCUGUAGUUAAGCUGUGUGAAAAGCCUCUACUUUCUGGACUGCGUUCUACAACAUCAUUGGGGAAGCUACAAACUGCUUUUGUGUUUGGGAAGAAUGCGGAGCUAUGCGCUGCCUUUCUUAUGAACCAAGACAAGAUCUAUUCCACUGUGCAUUUUCUCAAUUCUUCAUACACUCUGUCUCCAAAUUCUAUUAGUAUCCUGCCAGACUGCAAGAAUGUCGAUUUCAAUACUGCCAAGGUUAAUGCGCAAUACACCACGAGAACAAGGGAACCAAGACAAAAACUGUCUUCUCCUCACAUGUGGGAGGAAUACACAGAAACUAUCCCGAGCUUCAGUGAGACGACAAUAAGAUCAGAAUAUUUGCUUGAACACAUGAACACAACACAAGAUACUUCUGACUAUCUUUGGCAAGUAUUUAGGUUUCAACAACCUGAACUAGCUGAAUCAAUUCUUAAAGUCAACCACAUUGGACAUGUUCUACAUGCAUUUGUCAAUGGGAAGCUCAUAGGUUCUAUGCACGGAGCUUUCAAAGCGCAGAGAUUUUUGCUAGAGAAAAAUAUGUCACUGGUUAAUGGCACAAAUAGCAUCGCAUUACUCAGCGUAAUGGUAGGAUUACCGAAUUCAGGAGCACAUCUAGAAAGGAGAGUUGGUGGAUCGCGGAGCGUAAAGAUCUGGAAUGGUAAACAAUCACUGUACUUCCACAAAUAUGCUUGGGGAUAUCAGGUUGGGCUGCAUGGGGAGAAUGUGCAUGUUUACACUGAUGAUGGGGCUGCCACAGUUCAGUGGAAGCAAUACACAGGCUCCAAAAGUCAGCCUCUAACUUGGUACAAGGCUUCAUUUGACACACCAAAGGGGAAUGAUCCUGUGGCUUUGAACUUGGGAUCAAUGGGAAAAGGGGAAGCUUGGGUGAAUGGCCAGAGUAUUGGUCGGUACUGGGUCUCAUUUCAUACUACCAAGGGUAGCCCUUCUCAGAUAUGGUACCACGUACCGAGAUCUUUUCUUAAUCCCAAUAGUAACCUACUAGUCAUCUUGGAAGAAGAAAAAGAAGGGAACCCUCUUGGUAUAACCAUAGACACAGUGUCAGUCACCGAAGUCUGUGGUCACGUCUCCAGUUCACAUCCUCCUCCAGUGGUCUCUUCGAAAAGAAGAAGCCACAACCAAACUGAACACCCACAUCUAAAGUACCGGUAUGACAGGAGGCCUAAGGUUCAGCUCCAGUGUCCUUACGGCAAGAAAAUCUCAAAGGUGUUGUUUGCAAGCUUUGGUUCUCCAAAAGGAAACUGUUGGAGGCAUUCUAUUGGAAGCUGUCACUCACCAAACUCUUUAGCUGUUGUACAGAAGGCUUGUCUGAGAAAGAGUAGGUGUUCUGUAGCGGUAUGGAGCAAAACCUUUGGUGGUGAUUCAUGUCCUCACACUGUUAAAUCCCUGCUUGUUCAUGCUCAAUGCUCAUGAGAUUGCAACUCGCUAGUAUAUUGGUCUCUCUUUCCUUUCUUAUCAUGAACAAGUAAUAAAAGUAUUCA